Molecule: messenger RNA, 1840 nt
Organism: Ruditapes philippinarum (Manila clam)
Lineage: Eukaryota; Metazoa; Mollusca; Bivalvia; Venerida; Veneridae
Product: mitochondrial S-adenosylmethionine carrier protein-like
Exons: 10
Coding region: 110-946 (278 amino acids)
Biological process (GO): transmembrane transport
Cellular component (GO): mitochondrial inner membrane
Molecular function (GO): S-adenosyl-L-methionine transmembrane transporter activity
Source: RefSeq, a predicted model, not a curated record
CUCCUUUUCAACUUUCAAGCAUGUGAUUUAUUGUUUAUAAUUUAAAAAAAAGAGUAUUAUUAUGUGGAUCAGUGAACUGUGACGAGCAGUAGAUUUAACCUAGGAAAAAAUGGAAAAUAAACAUGGUUAUGUCACGUCGGCUCUGUUGGCAGGUGGUUUGGCUGGUACUUCAGUAGACAUAGCAUUAUUUCCUCUUGAUACAGUAAAAACACGGUUACAGAGCGCUCAAGGAUUUUUGAAAGCAGGUGGAUUUCAUGGAAUAUAUUCAGGGAUAGGAUCAGCAGCACUUGGCUCGGCCCCUACAGCUGCCCUGUUUUUCCUGACUUAUGAAAGUGUAAAGAAUAUAGCUGGAACAGAAUCACAAUUGUCACCAGUUGUUCACAUGUGUGCAGCAUCUGCAGGUGAAGUUGGAGCAUGUUUGAUACGUGUGCCAGUCGAAGUGGUCAAACAGAGAGCACAGGCUAACAGACACAAAUCAUCUUUACAAGUUUUUAAAGCUACACUUUCUACCGAGGGUUUUAGAGGUUUAUAUAGAGGGUAUUUUAGCACUGUUGUUAGAGAAAUACCUUUUUCAUUCAUACAGUUUCCUACAUGGGAAUAUUUAAAAAAAUGCUGGUCGAAACAUCAAAAUACUCCUGUAGAACCCUGGCAGUCUUCUGUAUGUGGAGCCGUGGCAGGAUGUACAGCUUCUGGCAUAACAACACCACUAGAUGUAGCUAAAACUCGAAUCAUGCUAGCAGAGAAAGGAAGUGUUUUGUCCAAAGGAAGUAUAGUGCAUGCAUUAAAAGUUGUGUACAGUGAAAAAGGAUUCAAAGGGUUAUAUAGUGGGAUAUUACCUCGUAUGAUGUGGAUAUCUAUCGGAGGAGCAAUAUUCCUUGGUGUCUAUGAUAAAGUUAAGAAGACAGUUAACACAUACUAUAUGAAGAAAGAACAUGAUGUUACAUGAUGUAUGGACGAAUAUUAGGAUUUUAUUAUUAAGAUAGAUAACUGUGAUUAAUGUUAAAGAAUUUUGUGAUUGACAGAGUUAUGGGAUCUUACUGGAGUUAUUGUUUUAGAUAGACUUAUAUUUACCCCUAGCCUGCUGGCAGUGACAAAUUUUAGUCAUCCACCCAGUUCAUGUGACAAACUCCUCACAGUGAUUACCCCCCUUGGCAGAUUAAACUGAUAAGGGGAGAUUACUGCGAAAAAGAUUGGACCAGAUCAUGAUCUGCAGUGAUCCCGUAUCUGUCAGUAUAUAUUUUGAAUGGUUAGGUACAAAUUGAAAGAUGGAACAUGUCCAUUUAAAACAUUUAGGGUAGUAAGGGUAAAAUGAGUCUAGGACAUAAAGGUUUUUUCAUAUUACAUAAUUUUUAUAAAGCCAAAAAUGGCUGAUAAGCAGUAAAAUCAACAUUUUACAAUAAAUGUGUAAAAAAAUACAUGAUUGUUGUAUUAUAUUGAACUCAAAAUACUUUGUAUUAUAAUAAGAUUGUUAUUUAUACAAGAUGUAGAAAUGAAACUAGUGUUUUAUUAGUGAAUUAUGAACAGUAAUGAAAAAAGUUUACUUUUUUAUAUGUAAAUAAGUUGACGUGAAAAGUCCUUUUGUUAAACAUAAUGUCUUAAUAAUCCAUUCAUGAACUGUGAUAGAUAAAUAAAUAAAUAAAUAGGUUGAAAAUAAUGUUUUGUUUUAGAACCUGUUGUUAAUAAUUAUAUAUUUACAAGUAACAAUAUUUGAUUAUUAAUUGUAAGUUAAGAAUAAUUCAUUUUGUAAGAAAAACAGUACACAUGAACUUUAAUUGUUAUUCUUAAUGACCCCUGUUGUUAAGCGAUACAUCAAAAAUAAAGAAUGUUUUACUUAAUUAUA